UUUCCCUUCAAUGAACCCUCUUGAAAACCCCACUCAAUAGUCAAUAGAAAACGCAACCAAUUCCCCACUUUCUCUCUCACUUUCCCGAGAAACAAACACCCAGUCCCUUCCAAAAAAAUGUCCUCUCGCCUCUCCUCCAUCCUCCGCCUCCGCUCCCACUUCCUCCACCGCAUCCCCGCCACCACAACCACUACAACAGCCACCGCUCUCUUCCACAACUCCACCAAAUCAAAAUCCAUAACCCUUACCUCCCUCUCGGAUCUACAUUCUCUCUCCACUCUCCGCUUCUUCUCCGCCUCCCGCCGCCACAGCCCCACUCGCCCCAAACCAGUUGACAUCGGAGCUCGAGCCCGCCAACUCCAAAACCGUCGUCUCUGGACCUACGCCUUAACCUUCAGCUGCAUAGCAGGUUUCAUCGUUAUAGUGCUUAACAACUUUCAAGAUCAAUUAGUCUUUUACAUAACACCAAGUGAUGCGGUUGAGAAAUUCAAGAACAACCCAUCAAAGAACAAGUUCCGAUUAGGUGGUUUAGUCCUUGAAGGUAGCGUAGUUCAUCCGUUAACAAGUCCUGAAAUGGAAUUCGUUGUCACUGAUUUGAUUACAGAUAUUUUAGUUAAGUAUGAAGGGUCCUUGCCUGAUUUGUUUCGAGAAGGACAUUCUGUUGUUGUUGAAGGGUUUAUGAAGGAAUUGGAUGAUAAGGUGAGGAAGGAAGUUGGGUUGAAGAAUGUUUCUGGGAAGGCGAGGAGUGGAGAGUGUUAUUUUAAGGCGUUUGAUGUCUUGGCUAAGCAUGAUGAGAAGUAUAUGCCUCAAGAAGUUGCGGCCGCGAUUGAGAGGAAUAAGAAGUUGAUCGAGGCUGGUGAAGUUGGGGAAGGUGGAGCUGAGAAGAAGAAGUGAAAUCAUCGGAAGCUGUAUUCGGACUUUACAGGGAGGAACACGAGAGAUAGAUUUUGGCAUUUAGCAAGAUAUGGCUGCAGAUGGGGGUGCCUCAACAACUCUGCAGCCUAAUUAGGACAACGCAAACAUUAAUGAGAAUAACCUUUCAUAAUAAGAGAAGAGAAGCAGCAAGGGCAUCUCAGACUCACUGUUGGUCUAUGUUCUGGGCUCUUUCUCAGCAUGGUUUUGAUUAACUGUUUUCUGCAGAUAAGAAGCUAACCCUUCAGUUGUAUUUUCCUUGAUAUAGUGCAUAUGCAUAAGAGGUUACAGAGAGUAUGACUUACAAUGUGGAGGAAUAAGCAGCUGGGAGUGGAGAAAUGGAAGAACGAUUUAUCUUAUUAAUCAGUCCAGCCAUAUCCUGUGCAUAAACAUAGUAAAAGUUAUCGACCAUGUAUCAGAAAAAGUAAGUCUAAUGUUUGUCCGAACAAGGUCAUGUGACGCAUACAUGAGCUCUAAAUGCAGGUUGAUGUGCAGCUAUCUCAAACAUACAGCAACCUGUAAAAUCAUAGAAAAUGUGAUUUCAAGAGAUUAUGCUACCAGGUUGGAAAAUUUAACAAA
Molecule: messenger RNA, 1491 nt
Organism: Populus trichocarpa (black cottonwood)
Lineage: Eukaryota; Viridiplantae; Streptophyta; Magnoliopsida; Malpighiales; Salicaceae
Product: cytochrome c-type biogenesis protein CcmE homolog, mitochondrial
Exons: 2
Coding region: 118-894 (258 amino acids)
Biological process (GO): cytochrome complex assembly; protein-heme linkage
Cellular component (GO): plasma membrane
Molecular function (GO): heme binding
Source: RefSeq, a predicted model, not a curated record